This is a messenger RNA of Drosophila busckii, 832 nucleotides long. RefSeq names its product serum response factor homolog A-like. The transcript is spliced from 4 exons. The record is from RefSeq and is a predicted model, not a curated record. Lineage: Eukaryota; Metazoa; Arthropoda; Insecta; Diptera; Drosophilidae. The coding region runs from base 320 to 832 and encodes 170 amino acids.
CGGUAGUGCCUGUCAUGUAUCCAGCCAGGAUUAAGUGAUAUACGGAAAGCGCGAGUGUUUCGAGUCCUAAUGAGAAUUAAGUUGAGGCAGGACACAUACCUUUGUUCCUUAAUAAACAAGAAAAACAUUAACAUCAAGGACAGCUAUAAAGUGAAGUGUGUUAAAAUGAUAACUUUCAAGCUUUCAAUAUCAACAGUUGCUAGUGUCGACAGCAGCAAUGUGAAUUGCUGGCGCGGGCAGCAACUAUAAAUAGCAAGAAGGCAGCCAAUUGCAAAUAAGAAAAACUCUUCCACUGGCGGAAGCUAUUAACUAUCGCUGAAUGCCUGCAGCAAUUGCAAUUGUUAAGCAACAGCAACGAGAACAGCAGCAGCAACAACAAUUAGAACAUAAACAUAAUUUCAAUUUCAAUUUAUGUGCGCGCCCGCAAUGCUGCGACGUCGACGACAGCGCAAAGGCCACACGUAACACAACGGAUGCUGCUAACGUCGACGUCGCAGCAGCAGCAGAAGCAGGAGCAACAGCAACAAGGAGCCUAGAAGCAGCCACCAACGCAAGGAGCAGCAGUAAGCGCAAUUCAAAGUGGCAUCAACAACGAAGCGCCAGGGCGGCGUCAACUUUGCAAGCAGUUAUUUUUAUAACGACUGCGUUAGUUUUUAACAUAAUGCAGCAACAACAAGCGCUACCAUGGCCAACACGUAACGGUAUCUACGCCGAAGCCACACACAGCGACAGCAACAACAACAACAACAACAACAACAACAACAAAAUAAAUAACAACAAUCAGCCAACGCAUCGUUGUGGCAGGCGGAAACUUGCCCCGCUCUGGCUAUGA